Molecule: messenger RNA, 249 nt
Organism: Protopolystoma xenopodis
Lineage: Eukaryota; Metazoa; Platyhelminthes; Monogenea; Polystomatidea; Polystomatidae
Source: the annotation of a GenBank genome assembly
GACAUCAUCGUCCACCCGAAGGCGAUUCGUGGCGUUCCGGGUUCAGUAGGCAGUCCGAUGCCGGGUGAAAUUCUGGAGGUGCGCGUGAAGCCUGGCGACCAAGUGACGAAGGGUCAGCCAAUGGCCACGCUUUCUGCCAUGAAGAUGGAGAUGGUGGUCAGCGCGCCGAUCUCGGGCAAGAUAUCUCGCAUCCAUGUGGACAAAGGUAUGAAGGUGAACGGUGAGGAUCUGCUCAUCGACAUUGAGUAG